AUGAUGAGAACAACAUCUUCGUUACUUGGCUUGCUAAGCAUUCUUAUUCUCAGUUUCAGCACGACAACCACUGCCACGCUGUCACAUUCUGAUAGUAGCAGUGGUUUGGUAAGCAGCCCAAAAGCAACCAUUGCUGUUUCCCAAAGCCUAGUAGUACCCUCUACAGUCUUGGAGAUUCCUCGAGGAGGAAACAAGCGUGUUGUUCCAAGGAGAAAACGCAGCAGCGUCAAAUCCUUCUUGGGAUGGAGGGAACGGGUCCAAGAGAUAGGAGACUCUCUCACCGAGUUUACCGAGCGCAAGACCUUUUUUUCCACACAACUCAUGCCGAAAAGUGAAGCGGAUGCCGAAUGGGCAGCCUUUCUAAAGGGAUGGUUGUUGGUAGCCCUUCCCAUUCCACUUCCGCUCAUGUUUGUGGCCCUCAUUGCGUAUUCCACCCUCAUGUCCUUUUCACUUUGGGAAGAUCCCAUCAAACGCAAGUUUAUUAUUGGACUGUAUCAUGGUGUUUUGGUAUUCGCUGUCGUCUUGAGGGAAAUGGAAGAAAAGAUUGAAGAGAUUACACAUCCAAGGCAAGUGAUGAUUCUUCUCAAUGUGGCUACCAAUCUAUUCUUGGGAAAGACGGGACGCUUCAAGGCAACCAAGUUUUUGAUGGAUAGCUCGACGUUUAGCACUCUCUUUUACAUUCUGUAUCAGUAUUUUGAUACCUCUUCGACAGGUACCUCGGUUGGGGGUUGGUACAGGUAA
Molecule: messenger RNA, 741 nt
Organism: Cylindrotheca closterium
Lineage: Eukaryota; Bacillariophyta; Bacillariophyceae; Bacillariales; Bacillariaceae
Source: the annotation of a GenBank genome assembly